Molecule: messenger RNA, 3294 nt
Organism: Mugil cephalus (flathead mullet)
Lineage: Eukaryota; Metazoa; Chordata; Actinopteri; Mugiliformes; Mugilidae
Gene: itih5
Product: inter-alpha-trypsin inhibitor heavy chain 5
Exons: 14
Coding region: 111-3059 (982 amino acids)
Biological process (GO): hyaluronan metabolic process
Molecular function (GO): serine-type endopeptidase inhibitor activity
Source: RefSeq, a predicted model, not a curated record
CCGUCGUGUUUCUCCGUCCGGUCACUCCGAUCUGAACGCAGACCCGGGACGUGCUGGAAAUAAUGUCCCCUCCAUCUUUUUAAGGAGCUUUAACGGAGAAGAACUGAAAGAUGCUGCUGUUGCUGACUCUGCUGCUGUGUCUCAGCCCGGGUUCACUGGAGAAACUGGAGGAAUUUGAAGAUGACGUUGAUUCGGAAUUGAAAGACUUUGACUUAGACAUCGCGCCUCGAAGAAUCCCUCGGCAGGUGAAAAAUAUAUUAAUGAAGGAGACUAAACCACAAGUUCAAGAACUCACCAUCAAGACGACCAUCGUGUCCCGGUACGCGUUCACCGCGGUGUACUGCGCCAUGCUGAACCGGCACUCCGCAGCCACGGAGGCCGUCUUCCAGUUUCAGAUCCCCGCCGGCGCAUAUGUCUCCAACUUCACCAUGAUCAUCGGAGGACGCGUCUACCAGAGCGAGGUCACGGCGAAGGAAAAGAAGGUCAAGAAGGAGAACGGCAAAACCAAGAGCAAAGAGUCAAGUGCUGCAAGUCCAGAGCCGGAGGUGGAGGUGUUCAGAAUGGCCGUGAAGAUACCGGGUAGGAACCGGGCCGUCUUCCUGCUGACCUACGAGGAGCUCCUGCAGCGUCGGCUGGGACGCUACGAACACGUGACCAGCCUCCGGCCCAUGCAGCUGGUCAGCCGCCUCACGCUGGACGUCACCAUCGUCGACCACUCCCCCAUCACCGACCUGGAAGUGCUGCCGCUCCGCAACGGCAGAAGCAGCGCCAACGCUGGAACCGGUUCUAACGCACCAAGGACGCCAGCCAAGCAAGAGCUUCCCAUCACCACCGUGAUCAAAAACGAAAAGACCGUCUGCAGGAUCACCUUCAGCCCCAACAUCAUCCAACAGGCCAAGAUCUCCACCAGCGGCGUCCUGGGAGACUUCGUGAUCCGCUACGACGUCCAGAGAAACAUGGGGAUCGGAGACAUCCAGGUUUUAAAUGGACAUUUUGUCCACUACUUCGCCCCCAAAGACCUCCCCGUUGUGCCCAAGAACGUUGUGUUUGUGAUCGACACCAGCGCCUCCAUGCUGGGCACUAAGAUCAGACAGACUAAAGAUGCUCUCUUGACCAUCCUGAGAGAUCUGCGUCCCGGCGAUCACUUCAACUUCAUCAGCUUCUCCAAUCGGAUCAAAGUCUGGCAGCCCAAUGGUCUCGUACCGGUGACGCCGCUGAAUAUUAGAGACGCCAAGAAGUUUGUGUACAUGCUGGUGCCCACUGGGGGUACUAACAUUGACGGCGCCAUCCAGACCGGCUCCUCGUUACUUCAAGACUACCUCUCCCAGUCGGACGGCCGCCAGAACAGCGUCUCCCUCAUCAUUUUCCUCACGGACGGACGGCCCACCAUCGGGGAGGUGCAGUCGACCACCAUCCUGGGGAACACUCGCUCGGCCGUCCAGGAGAAGUUCUGCAUCUUCACCAUCGGGAUCGGUAACGACGUCGACUACCGGCUGCUGGAGCGCAUGGCUCUGGAAAACUGCGGGAUGAUGAGACGCAUCAACGAGGAGGCCGACGCAAGUUCCAUGCUGAAAGGGUUCUACGACGAGAUAGGGACUCCUCUGCUGUCCGACAUAAGGAUCAACUACACCGAGGACUCCGUCCAGUACGUCACGCAGCAUCUCUUCACCAACUACUUCAACGGCUCCGAGAUUGUCAUCGCCGGCAAGCUCACCAACCAAAGUGCAGAAUCCCUCCACGUCCAGGUUACCGCCAGCAACAACGAAAAGAGCAUCAUCCUCGAGGACGACGUGCCGCUGAGACACCUAGAGAUAGAGACCGAGAAGCACGUGAAGGAAGCCAAGGCUGCAAUGGCGGCUGCAGGCAAGACCCCGGGGUCUGGGGCGACGCAGGGAUUGGGGACUGGUCUGGGGUCAAUAGCGGAGGACUUUGUGGAGCGGGUUUGGGGUUUCCUGAGCGUCAAAGAGGGGCUGAGGUCGCGGCUGCGCAGCCAAACCAGCAAGGAGAGGGAAGAUCACACGCAGCAAGCCACCAACCUGUCUCUGAACUACCACUUCCUCACCCCGCUCACCAACAUGGCAGUGGAGAAGCCGGAGAUCAUGGCCGAUGGCUCGUUGGCCCCAGCGCCCGCCAUCACCCCAGGAGCUGGCGAGGCUUCCUCCCCCGCCAACGACCUGCCGCUUGACAACCAGGGCGGAAAUGCCCGGAAACCCGACGGGAAGAUUGGCAGCCAGACUUCGUCUCUGAGCAACACAAUCGGUAAAGUAAAGACGAGACCGGCCAAGAAAUCCAUCACCAUCUCCAAAACAUCAGCCGACGGUGACCCCCACUUUGUGGUGGAGUUCCCCCUCAGCAAACUAACCGUGUGCUUUAACAUCAACGGAGAGCCUGGACACAUCCUUGGCCUGGUCUCUGAUCACAAGUACUCCGGUGUGACUGUCAACGGAAAGCUGAUCGGGGCCCCAGCUCCGCCGGGAAGCCACAAGCUGCAGCGAACCUACUUCAGCACCAUCACCAUCGUGGUGGACCGUCCCAGACGCGCCUACAUCGAGGUGACCCCAAAGAAAGUCAUCUUGGACGGGCGGGACCGCAUCGUCCUGCCCUGCCACUCCACCGCGGCCGUGGACAGCGGCGCGCUGUCGGUGGCCGUCGCAGGGAAGUCGAAUGUGACCGUGACGGUUGGCGGGAACAUCAGCUUCGUGAUCCUGCUCCAUCAGUACAAGAACCCGGCCCCCUACCAGAGAGACCAUCUGGGCUUCUACAUCGGCAGCAGCAAGGGGCUGUCGAACAAGUGCCACGGCCUGCUGGGCCAGUUCCUGAAUGAGGAAGUGGGAUUAGCGGAGCUUCCUGCCCAGGGAGGCAUGAAGCCCUCCCAGGUCCUGAAGGUGAAGGACCGCUCGGUGCCCGUGGUUCCGAAGAGCAGGAGGAUCUACGGCGGGACGCAGAGCGUCGACUGCUGGUUCGGCCGCAACAACGCGGCCAAGCUGAUAGACGGACGGUAUGAGGACUACUUGAUGUCGCACAUGUUCGACACGGGAGGCUGGACGAACAGAGCGUAGGACGAGAGGACGAGAACUCAAGCUCCGGCUUUUAAUUAUUCAACUUAACUGUUUUUAACCGUCACCUCCCAGCAGAUCUAAAGGGCUCCAAACCCAAUCCUUACAUUUUAGGAUUUUCUUUUUUGUGUACAUAUAUUUUUUUACUAUUUCUAAUGAAAUUAAAUGCUUUUAUUAUUUGAUCUUUAUAGUUUUUUUUGUAAAUAAAACAUUUAAGUCCCCACUGUUUUCUUGAACU